AAAAUGAAAAUACGUCAUUGUCAUUUGAGUGGCUGCGUUGUAGUUGAUGUUAUUGAUCAAGUUAUUCCUUAGUAAAAAAUAAAUACAUUCGCAAAAUGACUAUUUUAACAAAACCUUUUACAGAGAAAAAAGGUGAUAAGUUAGAAGUACCUCUAGUUGAAAAUGAAAAAUUGCCUUUACCGAGUGCACCAAAUGAUGUAGAAGCUCAAGGUCAUCCUCGUAUUAUUAUUUUUCCAGCCAGAGUUCAUCGUGUUUCUACUGCAACUACCCUUUGUCUUUUAUUAACUGCACUUAGUGUUGUUGGUAUUGGAAUUAUAGGAGGGAAAUAUUUGUAUCAUGAAUAUUUAAGUGUUUCUAGACCUUUACCUCAAGGCCGUUUUCAAGGGUGGGCUCAAAUUCCAAUGAAUGAUAUAGAUGAUGAUUCAGAUGAUUAUAGUAAUGUGUUUCCGGAGACAGAAUCAGGAAUGAAUACGGAUGAUGAUUUGGAUAUUUAUAAACUGAAAAGACUCAUUGCCAAAGCAUCUUUUCAAGAGAAUUUUGAAAUUGACGAUAACCAGAAAUAUGAAAAAAUUGACGUACCCGACUUUAGGGAUGGAAGAAGUGGUAGAUUUAUUCAUGAUUUUAACACAAACAUUACAGGUAUUAUAGACAUUACUGGACAUCGUUGUUUUGUAAUGCCCCUAAACCGUCAAAAUGUCUUGCCACCAAAGUCUUUAUUUGAUUUAAUACAAAAAAUGUGGGAAGGCUAUUAUAAAGUGGAUACUGCAGUUAUAAGAAAGACAAUGAAAGUGGUUCUGCCACCAAUUACAGACUCUAAGAGUAUCGGAGGUUACAUUACUAGUGAAUGUGAAGGACUUCCCAUUUAUAAACUGGAAAAAUAUGUGGGAGGAGUUGUGAAACGUUCUGCUAAUUUACAACCUGAAGCGAAAUUUGCUCAAUUUGCUGGAAAUGGAAUCACUGAAUUUGACAUAGUAAAUUUGGAAGAAGUCCUUGCCUAUGAAAAACAACUUAGCAAUAUUUAAAUAAGUUAUUAUAAUAGUGUUUAUUUCAUAAAAUAGGGUUAAUUUAUAUAUAUCAUAUCAGUUUUCCUAUGUUGAGGUAUAUAAAAAUAAAUUUUACAUAGUUUACAUUACUUAUAUAAUGUAGUAGUGGUGUAUUAAAACAAGAAUAAGAAUUAUAAAUUGUAAAUUCUUGUAAAUUUUAUAAAUAAAUAAUAUACUCCUUAA
This is a messenger RNA of Anoplophora glabripennis (Asian longhorned beetle), 1226 nucleotides long. Its product is annotated as integral membrane protein 2C. Lineage: Eukaryota; Metazoa; Arthropoda; Insecta; Coleoptera; Cerambycidae. The coding region runs from base 96 to 1022 and encodes 308 amino acids. Gene Ontology annotation, biological process: negative regulation of amyloid precursor protein biosynthetic process. Gene Ontology annotation, cellular component: extracellular exosome; plasma membrane; Golgi apparatus. The transcript is spliced from 5 exons. Gene Ontology annotation, molecular function: amyloid-beta binding. The record is from RefSeq and is a predicted model, not a curated record.